UACAGCGAAGCAAAGUGUCGUGAUGGCUGCUCAUGGUUUUGUCGGUACAUGGGAGGUUGUGGGUUGCAUUUCUCAAUCGGGUAAUACAGAAAAGACUGGAAUAGAGGGGACGUUGUUUUGCUUGGACGAAAGUGGUGAUGUGGUGUGGACAGUGCCAGAAGAGACUGAAGCCAUUCCGCUCUUUAACUGUGAAACGUAUGAGAUAUCUGAUACAGCUUUGUCUGGGGUGGUUGUCAGAUUUGGAGCAUAUGCUGGACAUGUCAUCGAGUUCAUGGUCGAUCAUCCAGACCCACAGGAUGUGAUGUUGUUAACAUGCGAAGACUGGUGUCUUCUGCACUGCAAACGAGUAGUUGCAUCUGAUCCAGAGCCUCCCAUUGAUUCAUCAUUCUCUCUUCUGCCUGCACUGGAAGAUGGCUACUUUUCUGAUCUCUCAAUCACAGCUAGCAAUAAUAAACAGUUUCCAGUGCAUACAUGCAUUCUCCGCUUGAGUGCUCCAGAGUUGGAUUGGAGUCAUCAACCUCCUCCUCUCUCGGGACUGUCUGAAGAUGUUCUUGGGACAAUCCUUCACUUUCUGUAUGCAGAAUGUCUACCAGCAAAUCUUGGGGAACAAACGGCACGACACUGCAUUGCAGCAGCAACAAGCCUUCCUGGUUUGGAGAGACUAGUUCAGAUGUGUGAGCUGUAUUUGAAAAACAUGGCCCUGAAACAACAAAUUAUUGGCUUUGUGUCAGAUAUGCAUGCAUGUGCCAGCCAGAUUAUAGAGCACUUCAGCACAAAAAUGUCUCCUGGUGAACAUUCUGCAGACAGCCUCAAUUCCAAUCCUGCCAAACUCUGUUUUGUUGUGAAGCAGUCGGUGAGGGAAGCUGCAGUAGCUGGAGUGAAAUUGUUGCUGCUGUGUGACUUAUUCACGAAACGCAAGACUGAAUUGUCACGUGAAGAACGUCAUGAGAUAAUUCGCUAUGCCAAGUCUCGGCUACCUAUUUUCAUGAGUCAACUACAUAGGUUCCUUCAGGGAGUGAAGUCUACCUUCAGCAGCAUGUCCCCUAGUCAGAGACAAGAAGUCGCAACAUACCUUGUGCCAGAGAUUGAGACUAUACUGGAUACUGUGUCAGCUCUCGUUGUAGAAAUAAAGUCAGCCUUGGAACAGAUAAUACUGGCUCUUUCCCCUUCAGAAGGUUGCAGGAGCCAGAAGGGAAAUUUGGGAGACAUUCUUGGCAAGUCCCUAAAGAAUGUUCUCCAUAUAAGAGAGCUUGGCAAACUGCGUAGUUUUCACCAGAGAAUAACUAUCAGCCUCAUUCAUCUUUUGCAGAAGAAGGAGAGUUUCAAUGACAUGACAAGUGCCAAUAAAGUGCGAUCAGUAGCACGGAACUUGGAGCAUCUGAUAGAAGAAUUACCAAUCUUUCUGUUACGAUUGGAAGAAGUCACUGCUGCUCUUGAUGACAAAUUGGAGUGGCGGGAGUUCAAAUUCUGCUUCAAAGUGGGCACAUCAAAAGUGUCAGGGGUCCUACAGAAGUUGUUGGCCCACAGCAGUACCCUUCAGGAUGUGUGGGUUCAACUCUGUGACCUUGUACAGAGAGACGCUUUCACACAGUCCCUGUUCACUCUGGGACUGCUUGAUCCAGCACAGUAUGGUGGUUCUACGGGCGAGAACAAUCAUAGUAGUAGAAGUCAUAUCCACUCCACGCCAAAACAGCACGGAUACAAGCUGAACUUGGUGGAAUCACUGUGUGUACCGCCCAUGUCUCGGACUAGUUUAUUAUCCAAAUCUGCCAUUCAGCUGCUCAGUUCUGGUCAGGCAACAGAUAUGGUGUUCGAAGUGGUCACAUCACAAGAAACUCCAGAUUGUGUGAUUGACCACACUCAUGGGCAAGUAGUUGAGCCAUCCUCUGCAGAACGACAGCAGGAGGGAGAGGAAGUUUGCAGCAUACAGGCACAUAGAGUCAUUGUUGCAGCUCGUUGUGACUGGUUUCGACGUGCGCUUCUCUCUGGCAUGAGAGAAGCCAUUGACAGGAAAAUUGUUAUUCAUGAUACUAGCCCAUUUCUCUUCUCAACAUUCCUUAAUUAUCUGUACAGUGGACAACUGGAAACAAAAGAAUUGAGUGUUGAUCAACUGGCUGAUCUCAUGCUCCUAAGUGACCGGUAUGAGGUUGACUCACUUAAGCAAGCUUGUGAGCAAGGACUUAAAAGGCAUAUAGAUGAAGAUUCUGUGCUUUAUUUCCUUAGCAUGGGUGAUCAAUUCAAUGCCAAAUUGUUGCGGAGUGCUUGCCUGAAUUUUAUUUCCCUGAACCCUGACAUCAUGGACAGCGAACUUUUCGAAGAACUGCCACAGAACCUUCAAGCAGAAAUAUAUGAUCUAGUAAUAUGGGUGAAACCUAGAAAAUCUCAGACUACAGAGAAACUGUUGCCUUUCCCUGAAUGUCAUAGCCCAGAAACUCCAACAUCAGUUUCUUCAAGUCUUGCUGAUAUUGAAGAAAUGGCAUCUAACAUUCACAUCAAUAGUCGGGAGGUGGAAGCAUCAGACAGCAGUUCCUUGGAAGAAUUACCUCUCACACAAGACUCUGCUAGGCUAGAGAGCUGUUUAGUGCAGCUGAGGGACAUUGUUGGAGAGCAAGUCUCUCGAGAAGAACUUGUGCAGGUUGUAUUGGCAGCAGACUAUGAUAUUAACCGAGCCCUCAACUUUUACUAUUCAUCCUGAAGAUGGCAGCAAGGUCGCCUCAAUCCACGGCGUACCUAGUACAGAACUUACUGAGAAGUGCAUCCAAAUGGUUGAAGUUUUGGAAGUAGCAAUUAAACUUUCCUCAAAGAAAGUGUGCCUGCUGCCCAGAUUGGGUGCUCCAAUUCCCUGGAAACUGCCAGCCCAUUUGCUGUCACCUCGCAGACUGGGGAGUUCAAGAAAGGUCAGCACCAGUCAGAUAUCCUUUCCAUUUCCUCCUCUUCAAACUACAUCCAGUCCAUUAGCUUUAAUUUGUCUGUGAACAUGUCUUCAUAUUUUUAAUUUUUUAAAAAUGUGCAAUGGAAAAAAUAAAGAUUUUUGAAGAGUGUGGUUGUAUUAAUGUCUGGAUAAGGCACUGUACAUUGAAAUAGGCAAUAUUUAUUUGACCUUACUUGAGUAAGUCACAGAAGGAAGCAUAUGCAGCUGUGAUGAAAGCAGUAUCAGUAUGUUUAAAUUUAAAUGCUUUGUGUGUUUAUUUAGAUCAUGAGAAUUGUAUUUGUCAUGCUGUUAAUUAGUUUCACAUAUGUGAAAUUUCGCACAGUGAGUACAAUGGCAUGAGAGAGGCACCUGGUUUUAUACCACAAGUUUAGGUCUGUUAUGCAUGUUAAUCCAUAAUAAUGCUCCUGCAUUUUCAUUAAAUUAGGUGAGCAGUUUGAUAUUUCUGAUAUCUUAUGUGCUUUUAUGCUUACCAUAUUUACCUGAGUAUAAGAUGAGGUUGUCUUUCUUGUACACUGGUGUAUGAAAAGUGUUGUAAUUGCAAACAGAGCAAAAUAUUUCAUUGGGAUGAACAUUUGUAUCACGGAGUACUUAAUAUUUUAAUGCUGUCUGUAGUAUAGUCAGGCCUUUGUUUGUUUAGUGUGUUUGUAUAUGAUGGUUGUUCAAGAAGUUCCCGAAAUGAGGGUAUGGAGCUGCAGGAUGUCAAUCAAUUAGGUGUUGUUUGAGUGACCUUGUAACCCAACCAUUAGUUACACAAGCCAUUUUGUUCCGUUUACUUUUUAUAACCAGUUUUUUGAUCAGGUGUGAUGUUGUCUUGUUGGUAAAGGAGCAAAGAAUUUGUGUUAAAUUCUUUUCCAAGGUAGGAAGAACUUCUGCAGAAACCUGCAACAUGUGUGAAGCUUAUGGUGUUCAUGCCUUGAGUUAAAUUGAACCGCCCCCUUCCCCUUCUCUCAAAUGCUACUCAUUACGAGAACCGUGAAGAGGGAAGAAGCAGCCCAUCGUCGCUGGUUCUAUUGCUGUGUUCCAGCCAGAUACCAAACCAAAUUUUGAAGUAACCCAGCUGAAACGGAAUUUCUAAUAACAAUCCCUGCUAGGUGGUAAUCAUCUUCUCUGGUCAGCAUCAUCCGACAGACUGCACAGUAAGUCUCUCCUCGUUCCGAGACUAGGAGGUGGGAUGGGGUCAUGUGACGAGGGUAGUACGUCAACAUUAUUAGGGGUGGGGAUGGAAUCCGGGAAUGGCAGCCGCCAUGACAUCACACCGAGAGCGAGCUGACCUUCAGAACGGCUCAAAAUGAUAACCUACAAAUGGUGCAAACAUUUUAAAAAUGGAAGCACUUCAACAGAUGACAAGGGGUCUGGCCAACAUUUAACUUCAAGAUGUGAACCUCUGAUUGCCCAGGUGAAAAACAUUGUCCACGGAAUUCAUCUGUUGACUGUCCAAGAAGCUGCAGAAGAGGUUGAAAUAUCCAGUGGUUCAUGCCACUCAGUUUUAAUGGAAAGUAUAAGCCUGCAGCAGAUCUCAGUAAAAUUUGUACCAAGACUCUGGCUGAUGUUGAGAAACUGCAGCAAUUUUCCAUCUGUGAAUAUCCACCAAAGGUCAUUCAUUACCAGUGAGAAAAGGUGGAUGUAUGGUUAUGACAUUGAAACCAAACAACAGUCCUCACAUUGGAAGUGUCCUUCUUUGCUUCACCCCAAGAAAGCAUGAGAGCUGUGCUUGCCAGUGAUAGUAAUGUUGCUUGAUUUUUUUUAUCAUCAAGGCCUUCUGCAUCAUGAAUUCGCUCCUGAAGGUCUGACAGUUGAUUGAGAUUUUUAUGUAGUAGUUCCAAGACGUCUUCAGGAUGUAGUAUGAAGAAAACGAUCUGAAAUGUGAACUGUGGAAAACUGGUUCCUCCAUUAUGAUAACGUGCUGGCCCACACAGCAUUGUUAAUUUGACAAUUCUUGGCAAAACAUUAAAUUUCUACCUUCCACAACCCCCUAGUCACCUGACCUCUCCCCUCCGACUUUUUACUAUUUCCUAAACUCAAAAGUCCCCUUAAUGGAUGAAAAUUUCAGACAUUGGUAGACAUCAUCAUUAAUGCAACGGAUGAUUUGGAGGUGAUACCACAAACGUCCUUUGAACAGUGCUUCUAAUAGUGGAAAAGGUGGCAGGAGGGGUGCAUUGCUGUGCAAGGGGACUAUAUUCAGCAAGCUCCAAGCAGAGAAAGAUAUUAUUUAUAGACACAUAUCAGGAACAUUUUGAACACACCUCAUAUGUUGGAGGAUUGUUUAAUUUUGUGGGGAAAGAUGAAAAGGGAAUUGAAGAGAAUCCGAACUAAUGGAAUCUGAUAUCAUAGAACAUGAGCUGAAAAUGAACAGGGGAAAGAUAAUGGCCAUGGGAAUUUCAAGGAACUUAGACAUGAAUGUCACAAUACAGUUUUAACACCAGAGUUAUUGAAGGCAUAAAAUUUGCAUGUGGGAAAUGAAAUCACAUUAUAGAAGGAAUAUUAUGGAACAGAAAAAUCCCAAAGCAGUGUAAACAAAUGAUAUAUAAAGUAUAUUUUAAGCUAAUAUUUGCUUAUAAUUCAGAAACAUGGAUCCAUACAAAGAGAAACAAAAUCUGAACAAUGGGGAUGAUAUUUUUU
Cryptotermes secundus is the source of this 5551-nucleotide messenger RNA. RefSeq lists its product as uncharacterized. Lineage: Eukaryota; Metazoa; Arthropoda; Insecta; Blattodea; Kalotermitidae. Gene Ontology annotation, molecular function: ubiquitin protein ligase binding. Bases 23 to 2695 code for a protein of 890 amino acids. The record is from RefSeq and is a predicted model, not a curated record. Gene Ontology annotation, cellular component: cytoplasm. Gene Ontology annotation, biological process: regulation of proteolysis; proteasome-mediated ubiquitin-dependent protein catabolic process. The transcript has 17 exons.